AUGGUGGAGACCCUCGGCCCUCUCCCUGCUCGUCCACCAACACCUCCGAGGCCAGGUUCACGAAUUGACCAGAAUCAACCAGUUGAAGACACCCCAAUCACCGCUCAAACCCCGGGAGAUACGCCUCAACCGGCGCACUCUUCCAGGGCUCCUCCCUCCAGUCGCGCCUCCAAACGUGUCACCUUCUCACCAUGGCUGCAAACCGAAAUACACUCGCCCUGGACUGCUAAAUCAGCCGAUUUCAAAGAUAGUCCCAUCCAGGGCAGCCCGUUACCAUCCGAAAUCAGACCCUUCAAGUCCAUCCUCAAAGAGACCGGCUCGCCCAUCCCCGUUUGGUCGCCGAACGUCGACAAGUUCACCACCGAAUCCCUCGACAUGCUCCUCGAAUCCGUCACCCAGCAGCUGGCGGGAGAAUCCCUCACCUCUCGUCUUGACGCAUAUAUGCAAUUCUUUGGCGCUCUGAGGACAUAUGACGGACUACCGGCGGGAAGAGACGUCGCAGAGAAAUUGGGCUUGAUCACCGGGUCCAUUCAACGCGAUGUCACCCGCGACUUGGUCAACAGUGCGCCUUUGGAUACCAAUCUCGCCAACCAGGCUCUCAAGCUAUGCGCCGCAUUCGUUUGGCAUAAUGACAUUUCAGCCCAACUAUCGGAAGAAUUCAAGGUCUUCAUCGUCGAACAGGCAAUCACUUCCCUCCAGGAGGCCAAGGUACCAAAGUCCGUUCUGACCCACUACAUGUCCAUCCUCUCUACUCAAAACUUCGGUCUAAAAAUCAUGACCAACACCCGAGUCACGCGUCUUCUUUCGGCAUUACAAGAUGUCACAAAUCACGUUACCGGCAAAGCGAUUGCUCUCCACCGACUCAGCAUAUACCAGAAAUUGUUCGCCCAAUCCAAGUCCUCUUUUGUCUCUCAGGCAUCGCUUUGGAUUGAACAGCUCAUCUUUGGGCUUCUCCAUCCUAUGAAAGAUACUCGACUGAAAGCUGUUUCUCUCGGGUUCCAAAUUGCGAUGACAAUGGGGCCGAACAUUACGCUAUCUAAGAGCAUUCGCGAACUGUUCGACCGGUCACUUGAAAAAGACCGCAAGCUUGUGACAGAGGUCCGGGACCGAAUGUCGCGAAUGAUCAGCACGGUUGAAAGCGGUGUUCACAUUCCCCAGAUCUGGAGCAUUAUCAUUCUGCUUCUAAGGAGCAAGUCACGCAGUCUCGAUCAAUGGGAACAUUUCAAAGAGUGGGUCUUGGUUCUUCAGAAAUGCUUUAACUGCAGCGAACCCGCCAUAAAGGCCCAGGCAAUUCUGGGCUGGAAUCGCUUCGUUUUUGCUGUUGGCCCAACUGAGUCGACCAGCCGGUCGCUACUCAAGAUGCUGGGAAAACCUGUUAUCUCACAAUUCGAACGUAAAAAGUCGGACAGGUCAGCAGUGGCACCUACUCAACUCGCUUUAUCCAGCUAUCAUAACCUCUUAUAUUACGCCUUCCGCCCUUCGCCUUCGCAUCAGUAUCUCGACCUUGUCUGGGAAGAGUAUAUUUUGAUCCCUGCCACAGGCGUAUUUGCCACGUCAUCCGCUCUCAGUGACAGUAUGUCGCGUGUCAUGGCAAACCUCUUGUCGGCUUCACAGGCCAAGGUCUGGGCUGAAACUCGCAUCAAUGACUCUUCCAAGAUCGAAGCCGAGGAACUGCCUUCUGUUGACCCAAGAUGGGUGCGAUCUAGAGCCGCAUCAAUUGUCCGGGCCUUUGAGUCAAUUCUCAAGUCCUCGGUAUGGCAUGAAGAGUCCGUCGAACGCUCAAAUAUUGCUAUUGCCUGGAGUAGUUUUUGCAACGCCCUGGCUCUGGCCUCGAACAAGGAAAUAACACCGUCAGGGGAAUCUAUGCAUGCUGUCGCCAGUGUUCUCGGGCUCUUGAAGCGCAUCUGGUCUGCUGGGCCUCCAUCCCUCAAUGCCAUUGGCGACAACUGCUCGGGGGCCUUUUUGGAACGAUUUCGCUUCUUGUCAACCACCGUUAUUGGUUCGCUUGGUGGUAUUAAUUUCACCGAAAAACUUCUUGUCAAAACUAUGGAGGAGAUAUUUGAAGCUGAUAACACGCCAUUUCAACGAGAUACAGCACCGGGAACAACCCCGGACGGCCCUAUCCUCCAUCUUCUGCGAGAAAUCAGCUCUAAUUCCCCUGCUGUAACGCCAACAUCCUCAUAUAUCGAGCUCGUGCGUAGCGCUAUUGAAGCUGCUUGCAAGACCAAAAUUUCCCGUGGAUCCCGGCUUGAGCUACUGGAGCAAUGUGCAAACUUGACUGGACCCGAUGUGGAUCCAUCAUCUAGUUCCUCGAGCCUCUCCGAUGUCGUAUGGAAAACCAGUGCAAAAGCAGCCGCAGAUGCUCUGCAGUCCUUCCCAAUCGAGUCCUCUCGUGAGCGCGAUGGUUCGGUUUCCCGUGACUACGAAAACGUCACCAAAAUCUUGGCAAAUGUCGUACAUAUGCCAACCGCUUACCCUGAGUGGGCAUACCUGUUAGAGUCAUUUGUGCGUGUGGUUCGGACAGAGAAGGGCAAUCAUUCUCUAGCUACUCUGAUUGUGGAGCCUAUUGCUGAAAGCCUCGCUUCACUUGCAAUCUUCGACACCUACCUUCCAGUGACAGUAAUGCUGAGUCACUCUAUGUCCAUUCCUUUCAUGCAGGACAAAAGCCUGGGGAUUGACGGUAUCUCCCAUCAGGUGAUCUCACCCUGCCUCCCUCACAAACUCAUCGAAUUGGUCAAGAAUACCUUGCAAUCAGCAUAUGAUUCCUUUGACCCCUCGGAAACUCACCGACUCCCACACUUUCUGGAGUCUCUAACCUCAUUUCUUGGUUCCGGUAAUUCAUCGUUUCGUGCUCAGACACUUGAAUCGCUGCAGUCGCCUUUGGCCCUAUGGAUUAAAGAUGAACAUUGCAAAGUUGAUUUGACGCACGGUGCAGAUAGCCGGACUUUGACAGCAUGCCGAGCACUCUCAUCCUCUGUGAUCAACGUCUUGUAUUCCGUACCCGACGAAGUAUGGAUUCAUCGCAAGUUCGAGACCAUCAUUUGUGCCGGCCUUGAGUCGGCUCACCAUUCACGAUUCAAACGAUUUGUUGAGUUCUGGGAAUUCACCGCCAGUUCAUUAGAACCCGCUAUUUGGGGGACUCCUAUAGCCAAGUCUCUGGAAAGGGCCAUGGCCAAAUGGGAUGUCAAUGCUGCACAACAGAUGGAAACCUUGCAGAACUCCCAUGCUUGGCCCUCCCACAAGCAAGACACGACCAACAACCAGCCCAAGAAUAAGCGACGCGUAUCCCAAAACACCCAGUCCCGAUCUGCAAACAUCACUUCGUCCCCUGUCGUUGGAUUUGAACAUCAAUCAUCUCUCGAGACAACAGAAUCAAAUGAGCCUCAACUCCCGGCAAAUACGCAACCAGAGGCCUCUAAAGAAAAGCCCCUGGAGGAUGUGCCAACAAUCCAACCCCAGGCUAAUAGACGUGAAAUGUUUAGGAUGAUUGAAUCCAUCCGGUCUUCUUCUCCUGCAAACACACCCGGAAAAUCGGGAUAUGACACACCUGUCCAUCUGCGACGGUUUCAGGCUUCGAAUACUACUGCUGGAAUUCCCCUUACUCCCACUCUAGCUCCAACAGAAAAUGAAGAAGGCUUCAUUGGAUCAUCCCCUACCCCUGCCACCAGAGAUCCAACCCCCGCGGCGAACAAGGAAGCACCGAUCUUAACGGUUCCUGAUGUGGCAAUGAUGGAUGCGUCCGAUCUUCCAUCAUCGCCCCCAGAAGUUACUUCCCGAAGUCCGAGUCCACAGAAGCGAAAUCGGCAGUCUAGGAGUCAACGCCGCCGAUCUGCUAAAAUCAGAAAGGCAAUGCUACUGAACUCUUCCGGGGAACAAAGCGGACCAAACAGCCCUGUCAAACCUGACAAUGAUAUCACGAUGGAAUCGGCACCUCUCUCACUCGACCAAAAGGAUGAUUCGAAGGAAAAUGACGAUGCUUCACAGGUGGACGAAAGGCCGCCUAGCCGGCGAACUCGGGCUGCACUCGGUCAAAGCAUAGACAACAGCCAAAAUCCCGUUCCACCGGUGAUUGUUGAAACCCCUGGAAAGUCGAGAGAGGCCCCUGCUACGCAAACCCCGCGAUCCAAGUCUGCGUCCAAGAAGAAGAGAAAGAAGAGCGCGUCUAGAUCUCCUAGGAAAAAUAGCCAGACCGAGCAGACUGCUGGUGAAGCCUCUACUACCUUGGUACCAGCUGAGAACAACUUGGAUUCUUCUAGUGAGGAAAUGGAAACUCAGAUUGCGUCCCAGUUAGAACAAGACCUAGAGUCUGCUGUGGAUCUGGGUGGACAAAUUAACCUUGUUGGUGAUAUCCAAACCAGCGAGGAGCAAUCAGCCACACAGGCGUCUCAGGAAGAGGAAACAGACGGUCACCCCCCCCGGUCCACUCGCAGCUCCCAGCGGAAGGAAGAACUCAUUGUGGAAGAAUUCCUUCCCGCAACACAAGUUUUCGAAACGCAAGAGCCCAUCCAGGAGCCUAUUCAGGAGCCUCUUCAAAAGCCUGUUCAGGAGCCUCUUCAAAAGACUGUUCAGGAACCUCUUCAAGAGCCUGUUCAAGAGCCUGUUGAGGAGAAUGUGCCAGCACCAGGACCAACACCAGCAUCGUCGAAGCGAUCUCGCAAGUCUCUACGCUUGGAUGACCAACCUCCAACACCUGGUCCCGAAGAAGCACCACCGACUAGGUCUAGGCCACUUCGCUCUCGCAAGUCACGGUCGACCCGAAAUGACUCCGCGUCUCAAGACCAGCAUUUUCAGCCAGAAUCUCAAGCUGGCGAUUCACAGCCUUCCGGGACUCAAUCGGACUCCCAGGCCGUGGUUCCCGAGAGUAUUAUUCCCGAAGAAAACACCGCAGUCCCAGAUGUUCCUCUCGUUUCCACCGAGGAGGCCACUGAUUCCCAAAUGACGGACGCAGACGCCUUAACCCAGCCUACAACCACCAGCAACGAUAUCCAAACCAUGGACAUCGACGUGAUUCCCGAAGAAGCACCAGCAAUUUCGAGUCAACCAAUCACGAGCGUUUUCACAGCUGAAGUCCAGACCAAACCAUCCCCCAUCCCAGACCCGGGUAAUGCCGAGACGGCCCUCACUUCAACCUUGCAGAAGGUUCUAGAUGAGAUGAAGACUGCCACUCUGGGCCCCGAAGCCCUCCGCCAGGUAGAUGACCUUCUCUUUAAUAUCCGUGUCGCCGCCCACGAUGCAUCACGGCGAAUUUAG
Messenger RNA from Penicillium waksmanii, 5250 nucleotides. RefSeq lists its product as uncharacterized. NCBI's taxonomy places the organism in Eukaryota, Fungi, Ascomycota, Eurotiomycetes, Eurotiales, Aspergillaceae. The transcript is spliced from 4 exons. The coding region runs from base 1 to 5250 and encodes 1749 amino acids. Gene Ontology annotation, cellular component: nucleus. Gene Ontology annotation, biological process: telomere maintenance. The record is from RefSeq and is a predicted model, not a curated record.